Molecule: messenger RNA, 5467 nt
Organism: Echinops telfairi (small Madagascar hedgehog)
Lineage: Eukaryota; Metazoa; Chordata; Mammalia; Afrosoricida; Tenrecidae
Gene: KDM5B
Product: lysine demethylase 5B
Exons: 28
Coding region: 1-4611 (1536 amino acids)
Biological process (GO): chromatin remodeling
Cellular component (GO): nucleus
Molecular function (GO): histone demethylase activity; DNA binding
Source: RefSeq, a predicted model, not a curated record
AUGGCGCUGGUGGUACAGAGCCCUGAGUUAGAGGUGGUGGCGUGGGGAGGACCCGGGUGUCCAGCCGGCCCCAGACGAGACAAUGAGGCCCGGGCCCCGCCCCCCGAGACUGAUGCGGCCCGCGCCGCGGCCAAUCACAGCCCGCGGCUGGGCUCUUUAAAAAAAGAAGAGCCGGCCGCGGAUUGGCAGCCACCCUUUGCAUGUGAUGUGGAUAAACUUCAUUUUACCCCGCGUAUCCAGAGGCUGAAUGAAUUGGAGGCACAAACUCGGGUAAAAUUGAAUUUCUUGGACCAGAUUGCAAAGUACUGGGAAUUACAAGGAAGUACUCUGAAAAUCCCACACGUGGAGAGGAAGAUCUUGGACUUGUUUCAACUCAAUAAGCUAGUUGCUGAAGAAGGUGGAUUUUCAGUGGUUUGCAAGGAUAGAAAAUGGACCAAAAUUGCCACCAAGAUGGGCUUUGCUCCUGGCAAGGCAGUGGGCUCGCACAUCCGAGGGCAUUAUGAGCGAAUUCUGAAUCCCUACAACUUGUUCCUGUCUGGAGACAGCUUGAGGUGUCUGCAGAAGCCAAACCUGACCACAGACACAAAGGACAAGGAAUACAAACCCCACGAUAUUCCCCAGAGGCAGUCUGUGCAGCCCUUGGAAACCUGCCCUCCAGCCAGAAGAGCAAAGCGCGUGAGAGCGGAGGCCAUGAAUAUUAAAAUUGAGCCUGAAGAAACACCAGAAGCCAGAACUCAUAAUCUGAGACGUCGCAUGGGAUGCCCAACUCCAAAGGGUGAAAAUGAGAAAGAAAUGAAGAUCAGUAUCAAGCAAGAGCCCAUCGAGAAGAAAGAGUACAUUGUAGAAAGUGAGAAGGAAAAGCCCAAGAGUCGAUCUAAGAAAACUACCAAUGCUGUGGAUCUGUACGUCUGCCUUCUGUGUGGCAGCGGCAAUGAUGAGGACCGGCUUCUUUUGUGCGAUGGCUGUGAUGACAGUUACCAUACCUUUUGCUUGAUUCCGCCUCUCCAUGAUGUCCCCAAGGGGGACUGGAGAUGUCCCAAGUGCUUGGCUCAGGAGUGUAAUAAACCACAGGAAGCCUUUGGCUUUGAACAAGCAGCCAGAGACUACACCCUCCGGACUUUUGGAGAAAUGGCUGAUGCAUUUAAAUCUGAUUAUUUCAACAUGCCAGUCCAUAUGGUUCCCACGGAGCUGGUGGAGAAAGAAUUUUGGCGACUGGUAAGCACUAUUGAAGAGGAUGUCACGGUGGAAUAUGGAGCUGAUAUCGCGUCAAAGGAAUUUGGUAGUGGCUUUCCUGUCCGAGAUGGGAAAAUCAAACUUUCACCCGAGGAAGAGGAAUACCUUGACAGUGGCUGGAACUUGAACAAUAUGCCCGUGAUGGAGCAGUCUGUCCUCGCUCACAUCACUGCUGACAUAUGUGGCAUGAAGCUUCCUUGGCUGUAUGUGGGCAUGUGCUUUUCUUCCUUUUGUUGGCACAUCGAGGAUCACUGGAGCUAUUCCAUCAACUAUCUGCACUGGGGUGAGCCUAAAACCUGGUAUGGAGUCCCAGGGUAUGCUGCUGAACAGCUGGAAGACGUAAUGAAGAAGCUGGCCCCGGAGCUCUUCGUGUCCCAGCCGGAUCUCCUCCACCAGCUUGUGACCAUCAUGAACCCCAACACCCUGAUGACUCAUGCAGUGCCUGUUUAUCGAACUAAUCAGUGUGCUGGGGAGUUUGUGAUUACUUUUCCAAGAGCCUAUCACAGCGGUUUUAACCAGGGCUUUAAUUUUGCUGAGGCGGUUAACUUCUGCACCGUUGAUUGGCUGCCACUAGGCCGCCAGUGCGUGGAGCAUUACCGUCUGCUGCACCGCUACUGCGUGUUCUCCCAUGAUGAGAUGAUCUGCAAAAUGGCGUCCAAGGCUGAUGUGCUUGACGUUGUCGUGGCUUCCACUGUCCAGAAAGACAUGGCCAUUAUGAUCGAGGAUGAAAGGGCAUUAAGGGAGACUGUCCGCAAAUUGGGCGUAAUUGAUUCAGAGAGAAUGGAUUUUGAGCUAUUGCCAGAUGAUGAGCGUCAGUGUAUAAAAUGCAAAACGACAUGCUUCAUGUCCGCCAUCUCCUGUUCCUGUAAACCCAGCUCUCUUGUUUGCCUGCAUCAUGUAAAGGAAUUGUGUCCCUGUUCUCCUUAUAAAUACAAGCUGCGGUAUAGAUACACUCUGGACGAUCUCUACCCCAUGAUGAAUGCACUGAAGCUUCGAGCAGAAUCUUAUAAUGAGUGGGCCUUGAAUGUGAAUGAAGCUCUGGAGGCAAAGAUGAACAAGAAGAAAAGUCUGGUAAGCUUUAAGGCUUUAAUCGAAGAAUCUGAAAUGAAGAAAUUCCCAGACAAUGAUCUGUUGCGUCACCUGCGCUUAGUCACACAGGACGCAGAGAAGUGUGCUUCUGUGGCUCAGCAGCUGCUUAAUGGCAAGAGACAAACCAGAUACCGGUCAGGUGGAGGGAAAUCCCCAAAUCAGCUGACUGUGAAUGAGCUCCGACAGUUUGUGACACAGUUGCAUGCUCUUCCGUGUGUCCUCAGCCAGACGCCAUUGCUGAAGGAUCUCUUGCACCGUGUAGAAGAUUUCCAACAGCACAGCCAGAAACUGCUUUCUGAGGAAAUGCCCAGUGCUGCCGAGUUGCAGGACUUGCUAGACGUCAGUUUUGAGUUUGACGUUGAACUCCCCCAGCUCGCUGAGAUGCGUAUCCGCCUGGAGCAGGCCCGUUGGCUGGAAGAGGUGCAGCAAGCUUGCUUAGACCCCAACUCCCUCACUUUAGAUGAUAUGAGACGUCUCAUAGACCUUGGGGUGGGGCUGGCUCCCUAUGCAGUGGUGGAGAAAGCUAUGGCCCGGCUGCAAGAACUGCUCACAGUGUCGGAACACUGGGAUGACAAAGCCAAGAGUCUUCUCAAGGCCCGACCACGGCACUCAAUGAACAGCCUUGCUGCAGCUGUCAAGGAGAUUGAGGAGAUCCCUGCCUAUCUGCCCAAUGGGGUGGCUCUAAAGGACUCCGUCCAGAGAGCCCAAGACUGGCUUCAGGACGUAGAAGCCCUCCAGGCUGGAGGACGUGUGCCAGUGUUAGACACACUCGUAGAACUGGUCACCCGAGGUCGAUCCAUCCCGGUACAUCUGAAUUCUUUGCCGAGACUGGAGUCACUAGUCACCGAGGUUCAGGCUUGGAAAGAAUGUGCUGCUAAUACAUUCUUGACCGAGAAUUCACCUUACUCUCUCUUAGAGGUCCUGUGCCCUCGAUGUGAUAUUGGCCCUUCGGGGUUGAAGAGGAAGCAGAGAAAGUUAAAGGAGCCCCUGCCAAGUGGGAAGAAGAGAAGCCCCAAAUUAGAGAGUCUGAGUGACCUGGAAAGAGCUUUGACCGAGAGCAAAGAGACCGCUUCCGCUAUGGCAACGCUUGGCGAGGCUCGUCUACGGGAAAUGGAAGCCCUGCAGUCUCUCAGACAAGCCAAUGAAGGGAAAUUGCUAUCGCCUGCCCAAGAUGUGGAGAUGAAAGUCUGCCUGUGUCAGAAGGCCCCAGCUGCCCCCAUGAUCCAAUGUGAACUCUGCAGGGAUGCUUUCCACACCACCUGUGUGGCUGUACCCACUAUUUCCCAAGGCUCCCAAGUCUGGCUUUGUCCCCACUGUCGGAGGUCAGAGAAACCUCCACUGGAGAAAAUCCUGCCUCUGCUGGCCUCCCUGCAGCGCAUCCGAGUUCGCCUCCCUGAGGGAGAUGCACUUCGAUAUAUGAUCGAAAGAACCGUGAACUGGCAGCACAGAGCCCAGCAACUGCUUUCGUCAGGGAAUCUAAAGUUUGUACGGGAUCGAGUGGGGUCAGGACUGUUAUAUAGCAGAUGGCAAGCCUCAGCAGGACAGGUGUCAGAGACAAACAAGGUCUCUCCACCACCUGGUACGACAUCCUUUUCCUUGCCUGAUGACUGGGAUAGCAGAACCUCGUAUUUGCACUCCCCCUUCUCGACCGGGCGCAGUUGUAUCCCCCUCCAUGGCAUUAGUCCAGAAGUGAAUGAACUAUUGAUGGAGGCCCAGUCGCUGCAGGUGUCCCUUCCUGAAAUUCAGGAGCUUUACCAGACUUUACUUGCAAAGCCAAGCCCUGCUUCACAAGCUAACCACAGCUCACCAGUCAGACCCAGCAGUGAGAAGAAUGAUUGCUGCCGAGGGAAGCGCGAUGGGAUGAGCCAUCUGGAGAGGAGACUGAAGAGACGCCUGGAAAGAGAGGACCUACCCAGCGACCGGUGGGAUCGAAUUAAAAAAAUGCGGACCCCCAAAAAGAAGAAAAUCAAACUGAGCCACCCCAAGGACACGAACAGUUUCAAGUUAGAGAGGGAGCAUAGCUAUGAAUUAGCCCGUUCUGCUGAAACGCAUUCCCUGCCCUCAGACACAUCCUACUCGGAGCAGGAGGACUCUGGGGACGAAGAUGCCAUCUGCCCAGCUGUGAGCUGCCUGCAGCCAGAAGGAGAUGAGGUGGACUGGGUCCAGUGUGAUGGCAGCUGCAAUCAGUGGUUUCACCAGGUCUGUGUUGGUGUUUCUCCAGAGAUGGCAGAGAAGGAAGACUACAUCUGUGUGCGCUGUACUGUGAAGGACGCACCAAGCCGAAAGUAAAAACCACAAACACAAACCCCCCUCCCUCUCAAAGUCAUUCAGGACUCCAACCAAGACGAUUCCUUCAAUUGCUCAGCAAAGCGGCAGGGCUGGCCUUCACGCCAGCCUGCAAACGGUGCUAUUUCUAUUCCUCACGGGAUCAUUUUCCCAGAACUCUUUGAAAAAAAGAAAAAGGAAAAAAAAAAACAACUAAAAAUUUUUUUGACACUUUUUGUAUUUUUUUCCUUAAGAGCUGUUUGUGGUUGUUGAAAAUUGAACUGCUGACUUUUUUUGCAGGGGUUCCCACCAGUUUGGCAGGCAUUGAAGCUUUGCACCUUUCAUUUGUGGCAUUAAAAACCCUCACCUCGGUCUGGGGUUACAGUCCACUUCGGUGUCUGUGCCCCAGAGGCCCCAGAAGGUCCAGGAAAUCCUCCCUUGAGGAGUCGUCGCCACUCUCGUUUACUCUGUCACCACAUCGCGGAACUUGAGUUUUUCACUUUGGGGUUUCUGUUGGUUUCUUUCUUUAUCCCUCCCUCCCCACCGGGUAGACUAGGUUUAUUUAUCUGAGCAAUAAUUCUAUGUCUGGUUUCAGUGGCUGGGAUUAAAAGGAAACGAAACAAACUUCCACACAGUGUGCUGGUGCUUUAGCAUUUGGUUGAUGUACAGACCGCAACUGUCUAGUUUCUAGUGUCACUGACGAGCUAGUGAUGUCGAAAAGAGACUGCUCUGUAAGUAAAAUCGCUACAGCUGUAUUUUGGCUUUCUCCCUUCGGGGUGCUCCCCCCACCCCCAUCCUUGCCACCCUCCCCUAUUUUUUUGGUAGCUUGUAUCAAAUGUUGCAGUUUAUAUCGUGGAAUAAAUCCUUGGUCCUAACAUCA